This is a messenger RNA of Selaginella moellendorffii, 1230 nucleotides long. Its product is annotated as probable endoplasmic reticulum-Golgi intermediate compartment protein 3. Bases 42 to 1112 code for a protein of 356 amino acids. The record is from RefSeq and is a predicted model, not a curated record. Gene Ontology annotation, cellular component: COPII-coated ER to Golgi transport vesicle; endoplasmic reticulum. NCBI's taxonomy places the organism in Eukaryota, Viridiplantae, Streptophyta, Lycopodiopsida, Selaginellales, Selaginellaceae. The transcript has 10 exons.
UAGGGUUUAUCGCCAGGGCAAUGCUUUGAGGAUCUUGAGCUAUGGGGUUGAAGAUGAAGAAUAUCAACGCAUUCGCGCACGCGGAUGAGCAUCUCACGCAGAAGACGGUCUCUGGAGCCAUUUUGACGAUUGUGGGAGUGAGCAUCAUUCUCGUUUUGUUUGCGUACGAGUUUAAGUUCUAUCUCUCGACGAAUGUCGUGCACCAGGUUUGGGUCUUUCUUCUGGUUUUGCUUGGAGGAUUGAUCAUUCUUUUUGGAAACCAGAUGUCGGUAGACACGACGCGCGGGCAAAAUCUUCCAAUUCACAUUAACAUUACGUUCCCCUCACUGCCUUGCCAGAUUCUGAGCGUGGAUGCUAUCGACAUGUCUGGCAAACACGAAGUUGAUCUAGACACGAACAUUUGGAAGCUUCGUCUCCACAAAGACGGUCACAUUUUGGGAUCGGAGUAUCUAUCAGACCUUGUUGAGAAGGAACAUGCCCAUGAUAACCUCACAGGCAUUUUCCAUUCGCAUGAGGAACUACGGAGCGCCGUAAAGGUUGUGAACGAAAUCAACAAGGCACUUCAAGAUGGGGAAGGCUGCCGGGUUUUUGGUGUUCUAGACGUGGAAAGAGUUGCGGGAAACUUCCAUAUCUCCAUGCACGGGAUGAGCCUCCAGGUUGCGCGCCAGAUCUUCCACAGCGUCAAGGAAGUUAACGUGAGCCAUAUAAUCAACGAUCUCUCGUUCGGACCAAAGUAUCCCGGGAUUCACAACCCGCUGGAUAGAACUGUGCGGAUUUUACGUGACACCGCGGGCACAUUCAAGUAUUUCAUCAAGAUCGUGCCAACAGAGUAUAGAUACUUGAAUGGUGGAAAGCUUCCUACAAAUCAGUUCUCAGUGGGAGAGUAUUAUUUAGCUGCUCGAGACGACGACAUAAGCUGGCCAGCGGUCUACUUCUUGUACGAUUUAUCGCCCAUCACGGUGUUAAUCAAAGAGGAAAGGAGAAGCUUUGGACAUUUGCUUACGCGAUUCUGUGCUAUUGUUGGCGGGACCUUUUCUUUGACAGGGAUGCUUGACCGCUGGAUAUAUCGACUCGUAGAAAGCAUCACGAGAGCUAAGGGUGUCUUGAUCUGAUAACACACAGUGUAGUUAUCUAAGAACACAUUUACUUACUGACAGUCACAGAUCUCGCAAAGAAGAGCUUGUCCUUGGAUCUGUUAAUCGAGGUAAUCGAAGUCGUCAUUUAUUCCCA